GGCUAGUUGUAGGUGACAACAGAUUAAGCUAGGUAUCUUAAGGACACGCGCAAGUAAGAACAACUGGGCUUAAAUGAUGCGGUUUCUAGGUUUAAAUUUUCAAGGAAACUGAUGCAACUUUUUGUGUUCUUCCUGUGCUGGAGAGCCUCCAGAAAUUCAAAUUGUACCCACAUUUAUAGAAAUGCAUAUAGUCAUAUAUACAAGAAAUCGGAUUCAAUUAAUUUCAUUUGGGGGAUAAGAUUCUUUAUAAGGAUUACCACUCUGUUUAUAACCAUAUAUAUCCCGAGUAAGUGAACCCCUAGACAUAGACUCUUUUUCAUCAUAAGAAUUGGUAAUGGCUACACCACCAGAUCAAGCCUACAAGGAUGUUAUUCCCCUCGACUUUACCUCAGCCAAGACAUUGCCUGAUUCUUACGUGUGGCCUGAAUCCGAUGACCUCUAUUCCGGUACCGACCAGCAGUCUAUUCCAGUCAUCGACCUCAUGGAUCCGAAUGCGACACAACUCAUUAUCCAGGCGUGUGAGACAUGGGGGGUUUUCCAGUUGAUAAAUCAUGGAAUUCCUCAAAAGCUUGUGGAGGAUGUGGAGUCUCAGACUCAUAGGUUGUUUGCUCUCCCAGCUGAACAAAAGUUGAAGACUUUACGGACUCCCGGCAAGGUCAGUACCGGAUACGGUAACCCGCCGUCGCAGGCCCUGCUUCCCCGGAAACUAUGGCAGGAAGGGUUUACCAUCAUGGGGUCUCCAGCUGAUCAGGCUAAGGUGCUUUGGCCUAAUGAUCAUCAAGGGUUUUGUGAUAUAAUGGAUGAUUACCAGAAGCAAGCAAGGGGCUUAGCAGAGCAACUAAUCCGCACCAUCUUCAUAUUCUUGACAAUUAAAGUGAACUGGUUUGAUGAUCCGACUAUGUGCCAGGCUGCUCUUCAGCUAAAUUCUUUUCCUCCUUGCCCUGACCCGACUCGAGUUUUAGGUCUACCACCACACACAGACAGUUCCUUGCUUACCAUACUCCACUCCCGAACCGAGGGUCUUCAAGUCUUCAAAGGAGUUGGAUGGAUUACUGUGCAGCCUAAUCCUGAAUCACUCAUUGUUAAUGUUGGUGAUUUACUCCACAUUCUGUCCAAUGGUCGAUUCGUUAGUGUUUUUCAUCGAGCUGCGGUUGUCCAAAAGAAACAUCGGAUCUCGGUCGCCUACUUCUAUUGGUCUCCACUGGACUGCACCGUCUCCCCCCUCCUCUCCAAGAACUUUGCUGACUCUAAACAAGUUCCUAAGUAUCGAUCGGUCACAUCGAAGGAGUACCAUGUCCUAAAGGCUAAGCAUUCUCGAGAUACUCUUUCUGUUGUUAAAAUUUAA
Fragaria vesca subsp. vesca is the source of this 1345-nucleotide messenger RNA. RefSeq names its product gibberellin 3-beta-dioxygenase 1-like. The record is from RefSeq and is a predicted model, not a curated record. Gene Ontology annotation, molecular function: gibberellin 3-beta-dioxygenase activity. The transcript has 2 exons. NCBI's taxonomy places the organism in Eukaryota, Viridiplantae, Streptophyta, Magnoliopsida, Rosales, Rosaceae. Gene Ontology annotation, biological process: gibberellin biosynthetic process; response to light stimulus. Bases 335 to 1345 code for a protein of 336 amino acids.